Messenger RNA from Patella vulgata (common limpet), 1060 nucleotides. RefSeq lists its product as uncharacterized. The record is from RefSeq and is a predicted model, not a curated record. The transcript has a single exon. The coding region runs from base 1 to 1026 and encodes 341 amino acids. NCBI's taxonomy places the organism in Eukaryota, Metazoa, Mollusca, Gastropoda, Patellidae. Gene Ontology annotation, molecular function: glycosyltransferase activity.
AUGUCUUCUUUGUGGAAUCAGAAAGAAUCGGAAGAAUAUUUCAAACUGAAGAAAUCUUAUUUUAGAUUAAACUGUCGAAAUUUGCCCCACCAUCCGUUCAAGGGUCGAAAACAUUUAAACGAUUGGUUUAAGAGCGUGACGUGUGUUGCAGAUCUAAAUUCGACGAUAGCAAAUCAAAUCAACGGAAUAACAAUCGCCGUGCAGCGAUAUGAAUAUGUAAACCUCUAUCAAACAAUGACAGAUUUUUAUAACGUGUUUCUAAUUAUGAUACUUUUUCAAAUACCCCCCGACACUAUUAAUAUAUUAUACAUAGAUGGCCACCCUGCUGGUACCCUUGACGUCACAUGGCAACGAUUAUUUGGUAAAAUAUACCGUGCAGGUCGUAUGGCAAAUGAGACUAAGUUUGCGAAGAUGAUAUGGAAUAUACAAAGCUAUAACUGCCCCCUUCAGAACUGCAACUUGCGAUAUGUGCCGUAUUUAGAAAGAUUUAGAGAUUUUUUCCUUUUUCAACAUGAAAUAACUAACGCGAAGGUGCUAAAUUGUUCUAAGCUAUCUGUGACGAUAAUUUGGAGAAGGGAUUACGUCGCUCAUCCUCGAAACCCAUCCGGUGUUAUCCAGCGAAAGAUCAAAAACGAAGAUGAAUUCUUGGAAAGCGUUACUAAACUAUUACGAGGCCACGAGAUUAAGGCCAUACAGUUAGAUACACUUUCAAUGGCAAAGCAAUUAGAAUUGGUUUCGGAAACAGAUAUUCUUGUUGGUAUGCAUGGAGCGGGGUUAUCCCAUACAUUAUUUUUACCUAAACACGGAGGUUUAAUUGAACUGUUUCCGGCUUACCAUAAACAGUGGACUAGUCAUUUCCACGCCAUGACUAAAUGGCGUCGUCUACAUUACGUUUCGUGGAAAAAUGAAGACCCUCGUAAUGAAUAUCCCAACAAGAAGACUUAUAUUCCCACUACUAUAGCUAUUAGUCAGACAAAAAAAAUGGUAGAAAAACUAUGCCCACAAAAGUUGGUGUACGAUCCUUGAAGCAUCAUAACAAGUUUCCAUCUUGAAAUAUAGA